Molecule: messenger RNA, 3915 nt
Organism: Myxocyprinus asiaticus (Chinese sucker)
Lineage: Eukaryota; Metazoa; Chordata; Actinopteri; Cypriniformes; Catostomidae
Gene: rasip1
Product: Ras interacting protein 1
Exons: 16
Coding region: 358-3330 (990 amino acids)
Biological process (GO): angiogenesis; negative regulation of Rho protein signal transduction; signal transduction
Cellular component (GO): cell-cell junction
Molecular function (GO): GTPase binding
Source: RefSeq, a predicted model, not a curated record
UGCUACUCUAUCAAUAGACAGAAAAAGGGGGAUAGAAAGAGAGGGAGAAUUAGAAAGCAAGAAUUAGUGCUAGAGGAGAACAGGGAGAAAAUUCUAGAUAAAAAUGAAAAAGAUUUGCUGAAAGCAAAUUAUUGAUGAAAAGAAAAAUUCUGGUCAAACAACGCAAGGUCUUAGUCAAAAAUGGACUAUUUAAACGUACUUACGCUGGAAUAAGGAGACACAGGAACUGGUAUACAUUUUUAUUUAAUACACUUUACACACAACAACAGCUAUCCAGAAGAUUUAUCAUAUAUAAAGAGGAGGCCAAUCACAGUGGCUGUUCCAUCCAAUCUUCACCUCCCUUCCUCUCUCAAUCAGAUGGAGGAGUCUGGUAGCCCCCGAUUUAGGAAGCUCCAUUUCCCAGUGGGCUUGUGGAUAAAUUCUCCGCGUAAACACUUUGCCAAGCUAGGAGCCCGCUGGCCCAGUGCUGCCUCGGUCAAGUCCACAACUAGUUCAGAUGCUGCUUCCCUGCAUGAGGCCCCAUCAUCCAUCCCUCCUUCCUCUCUCUCUCACUCCACCCCUUCUCUAGCCCCACCCUCUCCAUCCCCUUCUCCAGCCUUCCUCCGUCCCCGCCCAGCCAAUCAGCAGUCCCGUGCCAAACGGCUGUCCCACCUCUUCCUGAGAGGCCGAUCCAAUAGCGACCGAGACCGUGGCAUUGGAGAACGUGAGAGGGAAAUAUGGGCACAUUCUGCCGCCCCCUCAUCACAUCACUACCUGCCUCCUGCUUCCUCUAAUGCCCCUGGGCUGGUCAAGAUCUAUGGAGAUGCCCUGUCCAGUGGGGCUAACUAUCGCAGCCUGCUGGCAAACAUUCACUCCACUGCUCGCCAGCUAAUUCAGCAGGUCAUCAACCGCUACACUGAAAGAGAGAGAGAGAAUGAGAGUGAAGACACAGCUCUCCAGAAAUAUUCCCCCGAGGACUUCCUGUUAUGUGAUGUCAUUGGAAAGCCCAUUCAGCAGCCAGAUGGAGCCAUUAAAUGGGAAACAGAGUGCCGAAGGAGUGUUGCAUCCUGGGAAUGCCCCUUACAGCUAGUGGAUAUGUGGAGACCAAAGGAUGGUUAUGAACGACGGUUCGAGAUCCAGUGCCUUGAGGAAUAUGAGAGGGAGGAGAAAGAGAAGGAGAAAGAGAGAGAAAGGGAUGGAGAGAGCUAUCAAGGAGUGCGUUGGAGGCGGAGUCGCAUGGCCUCUGGGGGUGGUCCAGAGGAAGAACGAGGUCAUCGGGGGAGGAACACUGAACUUAGGAGGAGCAUCAGUGAUAUGAACCUGAGUCUAAGACGUCGCCAAGGCAACAAUGCUACUAAUGACCCUCGGUGUACGGGCAAUGCCCCAAACAAUGGACAGGAUAGGAAGAAUAUAGUGAGCAUGAUAGCAAAUGAACCAGGAGAGGUCACUAGGUCAAGAGGCGGAGGUGAGGCAGACAAACGCACUCGGGCAGUAGAGGAAGAGAGAGACACCUGUGACCUGGAAGUGAUGUCGCAGAGUCUGAUCCUUCCGCCAACGGAUCGCCCAUACUUCCUGUUACUGCAAGGCUAUGACCAGAGCAAGGACUUUGUGCUGUACAUAAUGGUGGGUCACACACAUGUUUUUGGGCGGAAGCCAACAUUCCGAGAGUGUGAGAUGGACAGGGAGAGAGAGAGGAAGGGGAAGAGGCCUCUAAAAGUGGACACUUUCCUCUCAGCCCCCGACCUGCUUGUUCGACACCUCCUAAUCAGGAGAGACACAGCUGUCCCUGAGCAACCCCGCGGUCAAGCCUUGGCAUAUCCAUUUAGAGGAGGACCUGUCACUCUUAAUGGAGCUCCACUGUACAGGGAAGCAGCCCUAAAACCUGGAGACUUACUGGGUCUUGGCAGUCACUUCCUUUUCCUUUAUCGUGACCCCCGUGUGACCCCUGCCCCACCCCUGGCGUUACCCCCACCAUGGCAAAGUGACAUGUCAACUUCCUACAGCCCUAGCAGCGUGACAGAUAGACAGGAAAUGCUCAGGCAGUAUCUGGGGUCUACAGAGUCGCUGCUGAGAUUCCACGCCAAACAUGCAGAUGCCCUGCUGCAGGAAAUUAUCUCAAAGAACUCCACCCCAGAUUCAGGGGGUGGGGCCUUAGCACCUGCCUAUCUUCUGUCACUCAUGAUUGACUAUGCCUCGAAACAUCUGGAUCCUGCAUUGACACCACAACUGCUAUUAAAGGCAGCCAAUCAGAUCAAAGGGAUUGUUUGGGACAAAAUUAAAGAGUUCGGUGACAAACAUUCAACACAAAAUUCAGCAGAGGUUGAGGUUGAACUUCCUCCACCAAGCAUGCAAAAGCUCUCCUCUGACCUUCGGCCUCUCAUGUUCUGGAUGUCCAAUGCCACUGAGCUCCUAAACUUCUUCCAGGUCAAAGUCGAAGCCCUGGAAAAAGAAUGGGAAUUUGAAGCUCCAGGUGACCCUGUUCUGUCAGCUGACAUGGACACCUGUUCUGAGGCACUGGCACAGCUGGAUGAUGUCAUAAUGCACACCUUUCAGCAGUGUGUUUACCAUCUGACCAAGACCUUAUACUCCCUGCUCCCUGCAUUGUUAGACACUAACCCAUUCUCCAGCGAGGAGAAGAAGAAAGGAAAAGCAGGAGCUAAAGACAGAGCAGAUAGUGGAGGUGAGGGAGAUGAGGAAGAGGACGUCUCCACUCUACCUCCCACUGUAGCUGGACUGGUGGAAGUGUAUCGGUGCUCUCUGCAGCUUUCCCGGGAAGCUUGCCUCUCUCCACCUUUAACCUCCCAGACGUUUGGCUACCUCUUCUUUUUCACAAACACGUCUCUUCUCAACACACUCUUGGAGAGAGAUAGUCUGUUCUCUUGGUCUCGUGCGGUUCAAAUUCGAACCAAUCUGGACCUGGUCCUAGACUGGCUACAAGGAGCAGGCCUUGGAGAUAUUGCCUCCGAGUUUCUAAAGAAGCUAUCGGUUACUGUCAACUUCCUGUGCGUACCUAAGACCCGCCUCAUUCAGUCUUCCUGGUCCAGUUUACAAGAAGAACAUUCCUUGCUAAGUUCUUCCCAGCUUCACCAUCUUCUCACUCACUAUAAGCUUGGACCAGCGAGAGCCCCACCUUCCUCAUGGGCUCCACCUCCCGGUACCGAACUUGGAGGUGAUAUUUUCGAGAGUUUCUUGGACCAUCCUCCUCUCAUCCUGCCCAAUGAGACACCCCGCCUGGACCUGAGUCAGCCAAUCCCAAGCCCUGAGCUACAAAAGGAAGUGACUCGUUUGCGAACGUUCCUGUGGGGGCUGGACCAGGAUGAACUACCAGCUAAUCAGCGGACUAGACUGUAACAUUAAUUGUUUUGGCCAUAAUGAGAUCUAUAGCAGUGAUUAGCCUUUAAAUACUAGUAUAUAAGGGCCUGUUUAUAUAGAAUUCAUUUCAGGUGCCAUUCCUCCUCUUUAUGCUUAUCUAGGACAUCUGUUAGAUUUAAAUACAUAAUCAUGUUAUACAUUGGCUUAAUAAUAAAUCUGUACAAUUCAUUGCCUUUUAGUUAUCUUAAAUAGCUGCUUGAGAAGUAAGAGAAAGACAGGAAUGUGCUUUUGGGGCCCUCAAAGAAAUAUUCGCACAAAAAACCAUAGGUCAUCAUACCAAUAUUAUAAAAAGAAUGGAAGAAAACUUGAUUUUAUAGGAGCUUCAUUGCCUGGUUGCAAUGAUAAAUGCCAACCUAUAAUUUUAAAACAUUGUCUUCAAAUGUGCUUUUACAGUAGGCUUUAAUUGAUAGAUAUUAUCUAAAUACAACACAACCAUAAUCAAUUUAAACUGUUUAUAUGAUCAGGUAAAUUAGUUGUAUUAAUAACACCUUAAAAAAAUGCAUUGACCUCUUCCAUUGUAAUGUAUUUUCACAUAAUCUGUAUUAAACAAACAAACAAAAGUUA